Colletotrichum costaricense is the source of this 255-nucleotide messenger RNA. RefSeq lists its product as uncharacterized. Lineage: Eukaryota; Fungi; Ascomycota; Sordariomycetes; Glomerellales; Glomerellaceae. The record is from RefSeq and is a predicted model, not a curated record. Bases 1 to 255 code for a protein of 84 amino acids. The transcript has a single exon.
AUGUCUAUCCCCCGUCGUCUGCCCCCCGGUUCGCAAGCUCGCACUGCUCGCACUCGCAGGAGGACGUGGACGGAGCCGACGGCGGAGGAGGCGGUGCAGCAGCAGCAGCAGCAGCAGCAGCAGCAGCAGCAGCAGCAGCAGCGGCCAGGGUAUUCGUACCAAGCUGUGCUGUGCUGCGCUGUGCUUUACCCCCGUGCGCAUUCGCACAAUUCGCGGCCGUACUGUAUUCCCUUGUCUCGGCGCCGUAAACUGUAA